Molecule: messenger RNA, 354 nt
Organism: Zychaea mexicana
Lineage: Eukaryota; Fungi; Mucoromycota; Mucoromycetes; Mucorales; Lichtheimiaceae
Exons: 1
Coding region: 1-354 (117 amino acids)
Source: RefSeq, a predicted model, not a curated record
AUGAAGACGAAGCUCUUAUGUGAAGAUGUAUUUGUGUCUUACAACACUUCUGCCAACGACCGAAUUGCCGAAAGGGAUGCAACAACUCCACCAUAUACUUUCGACGAUUGCUCUGGUAAUACACAAGACUUAAUCACCAAGAUCACAAAAUCCGCUCGACAAAUUCGCCUUGUGGUAAUUGACUAUGCCGGAUUGUCGACCAAUCCUGACGACAUCAGGUUAUUCAUUUCUUUGAAUAAGUCCGUACGAGAAGUGGUAGUGGAUAUUGGUCAUAAGGUUGAAGUAUAUUCUCGUUUUGACUUACUCAAAAACAUCAAGAUCCUCACGAAUUUCGAUGUCGGAGAGAAUGUGUAA